Molecule: messenger RNA, 24811 nt
Organism: Cavia porcellus (domestic guinea pig)
Lineage: Eukaryota; Metazoa; Chordata; Mammalia; Rodentia; Caviidae
Gene: Apoltp
Exons: 65
Coding region: 14520-24410 (3296 amino acids)
Biological process (GO): lipid transport
Molecular function (GO): lipid carrier activity
Source: RefSeq, a predicted model, not a curated record
CCGUUGGAACCCCAGCCGCGGCGGCGUGGAUGGCAGCAAGCCACAGCUUUCAAGUUCUAGUCAAAUGCACAGAAGAAAGCGGUUGCCAUUCAUUUUCCGAACAAAACAUGCUUUGUUAAUUGAUCAGGGUGGCUGUGACGAAGGGCGUACAGUAACAUGCCAGGAGUAUCGAUAACCCGCCUCUUUCCUACUUGAUGACAGUUUCAUUUUGGAAGGCGCAGGAAAAUAAUGUCAUCUUGGUGUAGCUUACAUUGUCACUGAAACCCUAAUUUAUGGUCUUGGAAAAUUGCUGCUCACAGGAUCCCGAUUGGUUUUCUUCUUUUGACAAAACUCAAAGUUUUGCAUAGUUAGCAUUUGUGCUCAGAUAGAGGUAUAGAAAUGAUCUCAAGCUGUUACUAAUUACUUAUGCAAAGUGGAACUGUUUCAAGGACUGUAAGAUACAUAUUAUAUGGAACUUCAAUGUCAGAUUCCUGGAGUAUGAAGUAUUCAUCAGACAUGCUAUUUGAAUGUUCAGAAUGUGGACUUGAUCAUCUGUUUUUGCAAAUUAAAAGACUUUUUCCCUCUGCCACUAUCAGGGGGGACCUUUGCAGUCAGCCUGUUGCAAACACCUACCGGAUUGUAGUCAAGAAUUGAUGAAAGAGUUUUAAGCCAGUUCACUUUCCUGGACCUGGAAGAAUUUUUCCAAUUUCAAACCAGAAGGAGCUGCCUCUUGCAUACUGUUACAUACACCUGGGUUGUAAGAAGUGUUAGUGCAUGUCUUGUAACAAAGUAUUCAGACUUGACACCUCUUUAAGCCAGCUUUAUGCACAUGAGAUUCCUUGCUCACCAUAGCAUUGCCUAAAAAUGUUUCUCAGCGAUAACUGGCUUUCCUGUUGCUACCCAGAGCUCUUUUUUGGGGUGCUGGACUAUCUAGAUACGGCUUCAUCGCCUCAUACUUUGGCUCCAUUGUCUCCCCAAGGGAGGACUGGCACGUUGGGGAUGUUAAAAACCUUCUCUAGGACCUAGGGAUUUAGCUCAGCGGCAUAAGUGCCUGCCUUGCAAGCGGGCAAUCGUGAGUUCGAUCCCCAGUACCGAUAAAAAGGAAAAAGACAAAAACAAAACAAAACAAAACAAAACAAACCUUCUCUGACUUUGUGGGCUCAGAAUGUCUGUUAGGAGUAAAUCUAGACAUUGGAAUUUUACUUGGAAAAUUCUGAGUUGCACAUUGGAUUCUUACUAAAAUUAUCUGCUGCCUUUCUGUUUACAAUGAGUCGUCUGUUUCACAGGCACUGGGCUGAAUUUUGAAGUAGAUCCAGUGAAGGCUGAGAAAGCAGGAAUAGUUUUAAGGACUUUAUUUUUUAAAGGAAAAAUCACAUCAUUUCACAGCCAGGCAUACAGUUUAUUGCAUUUAAGUGUCUAGUGAUUGUUCUCUGGAGUAUACACAGGUGCUGUAUUUCAAGCACGCCCCGCCCCCACCUGUUGAUUUUUUGGUGGAGAUCAAAUGCAGAGUCUUGUGCCUGCUAAGCAUGUGCUUCACACUGAACUCUUCCCCCUGCUCCUUUUUCCCUUUCAGACUGUCUCCCUACUGGGGAUUGAACUCAGGGCCUUUGCACUGAGUUAUAGCCCCAGCUCUAUUUUUAUACGUUUUGAAACAGGGUCUCACAAAGUCACCAGGCUGGGCUUGAAGUUUUGAUCUCCUCCCUCAGCCUCCUGCAGUGCAGGGACCACAAACAUGUACACCCUGCCUCACUCUGCUUACCUUUGUGUCUUAAAAGAAAUGUAUCCUUACUGCAAAGCCACAUCUUUUGAGGCAUACUUACUCAUUGCUGCUUCCCUGGCCUGGAGGACCUGGGUAUCUCCUGUUCAAGAGUAAUUUUGAGGCAGCCUGAUGGCAACAGACCUGGCUUGUGCCAGUUCCUAGCUGGUCAGAGCAGGACACAGGUCCUGGCCCUGCCUUCCUCUGCAGCUGAGGAAUGAGAGGUGAAUCUGCAUGCCAGCACUCUUGCAGACCCUUUGAGAGGAACCAGGGACUCAGGUGUUCAGCUCUGCACCCGCGGUCAUAUAAACCAGGAGGAAAAGUGCCCCUGAUCAGCCAUUGCAGCCAGGGCUAGAUGGCAGCUUGUUCUUUAAAAUCAAGUCACUGGUGUUUUCCCUGGCGAGGGGACAGUUAUAGGUUUCCGUGCUGGACGUCUCAAAGUUGCAUUAGGAAAGUUUGAAUUCUCCAUUCCUGUGUCGUACCAUUCGCGUUUCUCCGCUCUGGAUCUUUUGCGUUCUUUUAAGGAUUGACUGCUUCCCAUGGGUCAUUUUCUCGUCUUUUCCAGCUCACUGUUCUUCAGUGUCCUGUUGGUAAGCAAAAAGGAGAGGUUUGCUUUUGGCAACAGGCGGAUUGCAAGGAGACAGGACUCCCGUGUACCUGCCCUGCCCCUCCAGUCAGCGGAAAACUCCUUCCUGGAGUAGUGCGGACUGCCAUCCCCAUUGAGGAUAUUUUGGAAAGAGAAAGUGGGAAACGCUUGCCUGUCACUUUCAGCGUUAGCGUGUUGUUUCUGCAAGGGAUCCUGGAGCAAAGAGGUGGAUAUGAGCUGGAUGUGGUGGGCCAUGCCUGUGAUCCCAGCACUCUCGAAGGCUGAGGCAGGAGAAUCACAGGUUUGAGCCCAGCCCAGGCAACUUAGUGAGACCCUGUCUUGAAAUAAAACAAAAAACUAUGGGGGCAUAGUUUAGUGCAAAGGCCCUGGGUUCACUUUCGAGUGCUACACACACAAAAGAACACCAGCAAAAAGAAGCAGCUGGUGGGUGGCAAACAGGCAGGAGGCUUUUCAGAGACCUUUCCCAAGCUAUAAUUUGCAUUUCCUGUUCAUGUCUGAAAUUCAAGUGGCUGAAAAGAAUGCUCAUCUAAGGCCUGGUGGGAGUCGGUGGGCAGGGGUGUCGUCCUGCAUAUGAACCUGCCCCUGAGACCACCCAGUGGGCUCCUGGGCAGGGUUGGGGAGGUCCGUCGCAGUGACAUCACCACUAUGGCAUCUGAUCUGCUGCCCAGCCCCGUGUUCACGGAGAGCCACCCUUGGUGCUGAGUGGGCUUCAUCUUUCCUGCUUAGUUUGUCUGAUUAAAUGCCUCCCUCCUGGAUACUCUUCUGCGCCCUUUCUGAGACCUGAUUUUGAACGUGUGUGUGUGUGUGUGUGUGUGUGUGUGUGUGUGUGUGUGUGCACCUAUGAGACAGUGCACAUACAGUCUUGCUAAAUUGCUCAGUUGCCCAGGAUGGGCUCAAACUUGCAAUCCUCCUGCCUCAGCUUCCCAGAGUGUUGGAAUUACAGAUAUGCACCACAGAGUCUGUGCAAAGCCAACAUUUUCCAUGUUUAGUAAUUGGGUGUCCCUCAGUGACUCAAGCAUGUGGUUAAAAAUAUAUCAAUUCCCAUAAAAAGGAACUGAGCAUUGACACAAGCUACAAUGUACUUGAACCUUGGAAAUAUGUGUCUGGGUGAGAGAAGCCAGACAUAAAUGGUCACAUAUUGUAUGAUUUCAUUUCUAUGAAAUAUACGAAACAGGCCAAUCCAGAGAGACUGGGGCUGGGUAGUUGCUGGGGCAGAAGAGGGGGAGUGGGGAGUAACCGCUCUGUGGAUACAGGAUGUUCUUUUAGGGAUGAUGAAAGUGUUUGCGGCCAGAUAGAGGUGAAGUUUGCUCGACAGUGUGAAUAUAGUAAAUGGCACUGAAUUGUUCAAAGUUAAUUAUGUAGGACAAAUUUCACCGCAAUUAAAAACAUGCUAGUUGGGAUGGGAUUUAGCUCAGCGGCACAAGCACCUUCCUGGCAAGUGGAAGGUCCUGAGUUUGACUCUCCGUACAAACCAAAAACAAAAACAAAAACCCCAAACAACACAUGCUAGUCACCAUGCCUGGUGGCACAUGUCUGUAAGAGGAUCGCUGGGAGUUUGAGGCCAACUUGGGCCACAUAGUGAGUUCAAAGCCAGCAUGCAUUACACUGGAAGACCCUGUCUCAAAAAAAAUGCUAAUUUGCAUAACUUACUAUGACAAUUGGCAAAAUGGGGCAGGGUAAAUUGUGAGUUCAGUGUAAAUCAGAAUGGAUAUUUAAAUGAAGUAGUAACCAUCAAAAAAGGUAAUAAGACUACAAUGCCUGAAAUCUUAGUACUCUAGAAGGCCGAGGCAAGAGGAUCACAAGUUUGAGCCUGGCCUGGGAAACUUCACCUGACCCUGCCUCAUAAUAAAAAAUAAAAGGGCUGAAGUUAGCAUCUGAAGAUGUAACUCAGAGUGAAGGCCCUGGAUUCAAUCCCAAAUGAUGCAGGGGAAAAAUAUAACUUGGUAGAUGCCAAGACGUGCUGACUUUGUGUUCCCUGUAAUUGAAGAAUAAAUUCCAAAGGACAAAGGAGGUUAAGGUAGGAAAAGUUUAUUGGGGAAUAGGACUAACUUCUGAGAGACAGGAGGGGUCCCAGAAAUAAAUUGUGACUGAGCCCCUGCAUUAGGGGUAAUUUACACAGCAAAGUCACAAAAUGUGAAUACCACACAGGUCAAAUUGUAAUCAACCUAUAGGAUUACGAGUAUAGCCACUUAGCUAAUAUUGCUCCAAUAAGACGGCGAGUCACGUAGCAAGGAUACAUGGAAAGAACACAGACAUUUUGGAGAAGGGACAGACCUGGAUGUUCUGCAGCUGAUGUCUAACGGGCCUUUACUGGACCAGGUGAUACUAAUAUAGUAUAAUUCAAGUAACUUGAGUUAUGGACUCCUUAUCCCUUAGGGAGCUAUGCAGGCCUGGGCAUCUCACUUUUAUCAUGAGGACUGACUUUCUUCAGAUGCAUCUCCAGCCACAUUCUGAUGUCUUUAUUCUUCACCAACUUCCUUGGACCAGUCCUUCUCUGACUGUACAUUAAUUUCUACCUAACUCAGACGGCUAUACUACAAGUACUGCAAAAGAACAACAAAGACCAGAACAUAUGAUUAAUAUUUCAAAAGAAAGGGUAGGGUUUGAGAGCAGGAUGUCAGUGUCACUAGUAUGGUUCUGGAAUAGAAUGAGUGAUACAGUACUUAUGGAAUCUGAAACGAGCUGAAGGCAGUUAAUCCAUCUAGGACUCUUGCUGAGCCACCUGCUAUGUGGUUUAGCCAAGUUGUUUAGACCUCCCAGGCUGAGUCCUGUCCUCUUUAGAAGGAGGCAGACUGGUUCUUCCAGCUUUAGAGAUCUGGGUGAAGAAAUGAUGGGCCCAGGGGAGAAUAUGGAAUCUGCUGGAAUAUUCCAGAACAUGCCAGGGGCUGGCUCUUUUGGCCUGUCAGGGACAAGCACUUGGAUCAGCUAGGAAAGUCCUUGGGACGCAGGUUGGGCACCUCUGAGCCAGUCUCAAGGCAAGGCAGGAGCAGAGCCAGCCAAGCAGGUGACUCUCAGUUUUGCAGGAAGAAAUGCCUGUGUCCUCUUCCCACUGUCUGGUGCCAAGUGCGGCCAUCAGCAUGCCUGGCUCAGAUGAGGGGGAAGUGGCGCCCCCUGCAGGUGUAUCCCCUGCCUGUGGGCCCUGCUGGGGGCUACCCCUGCCCUGCCGAGCAGGAGCUGAAGUAGGCCCAACUGUGUUCUCAGAGGUCAGACACGUGUGUCCUCUGCACAAUCAGGACCGAGUUAGCAUCUGGGGUGGGGUAAUGUUCCUCACCGAGCUCGUUUAUUGUUAGCUUGAGAGUCCACAGCAGGAGACACGGGUGGUGCCUGUCUGCCUGGGGAGCUGAGACCUCGAUGAGGGGGCUGGAAGGCCUCAGACCAGCGGAGAAACAGGGAGAGGCCAAGGGAAGGGCGGGCGUCCAAAAAUAGGAGAAGCCUUCCGACCCCACUGGGAACUUUGCUAUCAACAGCCCAGGACAGAGGGCUUCAAGGUCAGAACACUGGGGUUUUUUUGUAAUAGUUUUAUGAGGACAUAGUUCAGCCACCUGAAGUAUACAGGGCAGUGUUUUCAUUUAGCCUGUAUAAACCAAGUUGUGCAACUAUCACGAGUCAACUGUAGCAUUUGCAUCACCUUGAAAAAACAUCAAAAUGACACAUUGUAUGCCUUAGUUGUCACAUACCACCCUCCAUCCUACCCCUAGGCGCCUGUUGGACUUCCCGUCUCUACAGAUUUGCUCAUUCUGGACAUUUCCUGCAAUGGAAUCACACACUUCCUCAUGUUUCAGGCCUGGGUGUUUUCACUGAGCAUAAUGCUUUCAAAGUUCAUCUGUGUGAGCCUGUGCUUGGUUCCUUUUGAUGGCCUCACAGUACAGAUAGACCUUCGUUCACUCACUCACUCACCUGUUGGAGGUUACCUCUUUAACAAGCUGUGGCUCCCCUCCAAAGAAAAGCAAAACCAAAAAAACAAAAACAGACAAAAAAAGAGAAACCCUUGUAGAUCUACAAUUACUCCUCAUCGUAUUGGCUGUUCAAAAAUAAAAUCAUUGUUCUAUUUGUAUGUGAAGUGAUGCUAAAGUUUUCUUCUAUGUUUUAUUUAUUUAGCAGUACUGGGUUUUUUUGUUUGUUUGUUUUUUUAUACCUGGAAUCAGACUCAGGCCCUCGUGUUUGCCAGGCAGGCGCCGUGCCGCUGAGCUGUAUCCCCAGCUCAAGUACCGUUCAUUGAAUGCAGGGCCUCGCCAGGCAAAUGCUGUCCACUGUGCUACGGCAACAGCCCUUUAUUAUUAUUUCAAGACAGGGUUUUACUAUGUUGCACAGGUUGGGCUCCAAACCAGAGAUCCUCCUGCCUCAUUUUCAGGAGUGCACCAUCACAACGGCUUCCUAUGUUACUAAAGGUAGUCAUGUGAAAAAUCCAGGUGGGAACACUUGAAGAUGAAAAGGGCUAUUUCCAACUUUGCCAGACAAUAGAAUAGCAGUGUCCUCACCUGUGAUGCCUCUUCUCUGGGCUGGGAGAGAGAAAGAGCUGCCUCAUUCCAGCAGGUCCUGGAUAGCACCACGGAGGACGCAGUUCCUGGGGAAAGGAAGGGAAAGGGCUUUCAGUAAAGCCCAGGUGUGGCGUUUUCAGGUGUGACACAGGCCUUCUGCGGGCUUCCAGGAGGCUUGGCUGCAGGCCCUGCGUGUAGUUGCACUUGGAGGGCUUUUUACCUGCGACCCUAGGCAGGGAUCUCCUCUCGGAAAGGAGACGCCUUUGUCCUCUCAUAGAUCCAGCCACUGUGCUUGUUACUCCCAGCCUCCUCUGCACAGACAGCUGUCCACAGCCUUCCGCUCUGGGCCUCUUGAGAGCAGGCAACUAAGGGAUACCUCAGCACAAAGCCGAGGACAGAAAAAGGAAAAGACUGAGCCAUUGGCCCCUCGAGGGUGUGCACAGCGGGGAAGGUGGUGCGGACCCCGGCCUCCUCGUGUCCUGGUAGUGAGAGAGUUGGGUUUGGUGCCCCUCUGUGAUGCAGUGCUUGGCCGUGAGACCUGAGCCUGGAUGGUGACAUAGUGUCAGCCAGGAAUGAGAGGGAGGUGUGUGGGUGCAGGGAGGGUAAUAACCAGUCAUUACGGGUCACCCAGCUCUCCCACGGCAGAGUAGCCGUGAGGAUGAUGUUGGAUGCCGGUCAUGGGCAGUGCAGACCGUGUUCUGUUGUUUAAUUCCAGGAUGGUUAUGUAAGGGAGUGUCCUUGUCCCUGUCCCCAUUCACCAGAUGAAGAAACCAAAACUCCGAGAGGUUGAGUUCAGGGUCCAGGAGAGCCCUUCCCGGGACUCCUUGACCAUGAUGCUGCCUGUUCGCUGCUGUAGAGUAUUCCUCGGGAUGGUCGUGCCCCAUUUAUUUCUCCACCCAACGUUGAGCUGUUACACACAAGGCUCAUGUGACACUGCCACAGAGAUCUUUGUGUGCUUUCUCUUCUUGGGAUGGCUGGGCCGCUGGUAGGUGUAUAUUUAGCUUUUGAAGAAACCUGCUUGGCUAUGUUCAUUUGCAUUUCUUUUAUGCUUGAGUUGAGCCUUUUUUUUAGGAGAAUGCAAAUCUUUUGGGCUCUUUUCUGUGAACUUGGUGUUACUGAAUAAACUGUCUCCCCGAGCGCAAGCAAUGCUAUUUUUGUUACGUGAUAAUUCCUGUUUGUGCUUGCUUUCUCCCUGACAUCUUUUCCUCUUGAACACAGCCUGGAGCCAGAGAACACUUUGUCUCAGUUUCCAGCCCUUUUAUGUUGCUAAUGGGUGAGUCCAGAGAGGUCAACAUUCUCCUGAGGUCACACAGCUAGUGAAGAAGGAUGCAGAGAUGAGUCAUGAAUCGUGCUCCCUGGCCCUUUCAGCCUUACUCAUGAUCAGCAGGGAGUGUUUGUCCCUUGUACAUUUUACAAACAUUUCAAAGAUAAGACAUGAGGCAACAGGGCUGGGUAAACAGAAAAUUUUGGAUGAAGGUCUUCUACUAGCACGAAGAGCUUGUGUCUCCCCCUACUGGCCAGGCCUUUUGUACCCUGGGGCUACGGUGUCCCGCACACCACUCUCCCCAGCUCUGCAAAGGAGGCUCCUCUGGAUGCUUCCUGAAAAGUCUGCACCACAGACCUGGAAUGGGGCCUGGGGUUCUUGAUGUCACUGUGAUGACCAGAAACCACCAUGACGAGGAUGGCAGGAUUUGCUGAGGCGCCUGACUUUGAACGAGGGGAAGGAUCCAGGCCUUGGAUAGAGGCUGAGUCUCCUGGGGGGAGGCUGAGGAGGAGGAAUAGUCAUGAACAAAGCUGCUGCAGUUAAGAGAGCAGGGACAGGCUGGGGAUUUAGCUCAGCGGCAUAAGCAUGAGGUUGUGAGUUUGAUCCCCGGUACCAAAAAAAAAAAAAAAAAAAAAAAAAAAGUGCAGGGACUCUGGAGCCACAGCUGGUAAAACCUCCCAGCUGUGCCAUAUUGGGCAAGUCACUCUCUCUGUGACUCAACUUUUUUGCCUGUGCGAGGGGAGAAGGCUUUUUCCACCUUUAGAACUGUUGCUGGGGGAGCAGAAUGCGUUAAGCUCCCACCUGCCCAGAGGCCGUUUCUGAAGAGCAAGGGUUAGUACUGUCAUUGUGCUGUCCUCCUGGAGGGCACAAGCAAAUCUCUCCUUCACAAACUGCUUCCACAGAGUGCAGCCACAGUAAUCAUUCUGUUCUCUGAACCAGGAUUCUCUUUGUUGUGCUGACCCUCCCCUCCCCUCUCCUCUUUCCAGUGGAUGGAAUCCAGGGCUUUCAUGAUGAGCUGCAACCCACUUUGAGACAGCGUGUCACAAAGUGGCCCAGGCUGGCCUCCAACUCGUCAUUGAAAGAGUUUUGGCCCAGACAGGACACUGUAGCAGGUAAAGCCUCAGGCAGAACCAAGGAGCUCCAUCUCCCCCACCUGUAGCAAUUUACCUCUGGUGCCAAAAGAAUACCAAUGGGCUACCCAUGCAUCACUAAUGCCCCUUAGGUUCCACCCCAAACCUAGGCUACUUAUAUGCCUCCACUCCACUGUUCCACAGAGAGAUCACCGACCCCGGGGGUGAUGCCACACCCCAGGGGAUCGGGGGUGUCUCUCUCCGCAUUCUCAAAAUAAAGGUCAUUUAUAUUUCAUACGUCUUAUCUUUUCAGCCUCCACCGGUUCCCCACAGUUCUGUUAUAUGGUUCCCUGACCGGGAACGGCAGAUGAGAGACUCCUGGGGCUCUCCCAAUUUGAGUCUCCUGCCGUUCAGGACCAGGACUGGACUGCAUCCUGCAUUAAUUCCUCACUUCUACACUCUGGAGCUGUAAACUUGUCACUGCUUCCUCGCAAACAACACCAACCCAGUUUACCACAGGUGAGCAACCCCUGGAGAUUGCCACUGGGCCAGGCCCCAGAGUUUUCUCCCCCUUUCUGUGGGUUCCCGUAACGCUCUCACGUCCUUAGAUAGCCCAGGGCAGAGUUUUCCUGGGCCAGCCUGUGUCCACACUGAAAGACUCUCACGUCCUUCAGAGCUUUUUAAGUUCUCACGGGCAGAGCUGUUACUAAACCCACGUGAAAUCCACUUGUAUAUACUUGUGACGGCCAAUUAUUACGAGCUUUGGAACCAUAUAAUACUGAUCGGUCUAAAUAAGUAAAAAGUGGCGACUUAAACUUAGUAGACCACGGCCCGUUGCCUCAUCUGGCUGUAACUCGGUGGGCCAGACCCCACACCAGAUUUUAUCUUGGGGACCACUUCCUGUCCCCCCCCAAAAAACCAUACCUAUUUGUAGUUUAUCACACUGAUGACAAGUUUACAAAACUCUCUAACUUUAAGCCUUUGUUUUGAGACUGUGUCUCCUUUCCUGCCAGUGCCCCUGUUUCCUCGCCGCUCUCCCUCCACUCGCUGUGUGCCAACCCAUUCCCCGUUAAGAUGAAAAAAAUGAGCUCAAACAGUGUUGAGAGAUAUGUGCAGGCUACUUUGAGCUCUCAUGCGUGCUCCAGCCCGGACAGUGUUGGGAGAUACUGUUGCUUUAACCUUUCAUGCUGUGGCCCAACUCCGUGUGGUAUCUCGGCUCUCAUGCGGCACUCCAGGUCCGCGUGGGUGUCGGCUCUAACGCCACACCCUAAUCUACGCAUCCUAUGAGUGGUUCCUCUACGUGGCGGCUAGGCUCUGCGGCGGGGCUCUGCGAGCAGCCCCAGGGGUCCCGGUGUGUAAGAUCCUGCCCACCCCAUGCACUACGUCCCAGCACUUGCCCCGCCUUCACUCUGUGUGCCCCGCCCCCAUGCUGGGUGUGCCCCGCCCACAUGCUGGACCACAAACACAGAUAAACAGCAGCUCGGCAGCUUGGCUCAGAGAUGCUAUUUUUUUUACAGUCUCAAGCCAUUAAAUCAAGGUUAAAUAAGCUGGCAAUAGACAAGACUUUGGCUGAAAAAUGGGAAAAUGGCCACCUGGUAAUUUUACCAGCCUUGUUUAUCAAUUAAAGCCUUCAGUAAUCUCCUGUUUAACAACUAAAAUUAAGAGGUAUUUAUGAAUUCCUUUUGCUAUAAACCACCAGUGGUGUUCUGUGUUAAGCUUACUGCUUAUAUUAUACUGUAUUGUCACCGAUCUCCUGUUUAACAACUAAAAUUAAGAGGUAUUUAUGAAUUCCUUUCUCCACCGAGCCAUAAUUAACUAUAUUCAACUGAUAUUAAAUAACACCAUAGCUGAUUUCUCUCCUAAAUAAAAAGGUAAAAAAUUAAACAGGCCAUCCUCCAAAAAUCAGAUGGCAUUAGACAUUUUAAUAACAUAAAGAGAUACUUAUAUAAAUGACAUAAAUAACGUGUCAGUUCCUAAAUUUCUCUGGACCUGUCCUCCUUAUGGGAAGUCAUUACUAAAAUUAUAAAUGCCCUUUUGAUUAUAUUUGACUCCUGUAUACUUACUUAAUUCUACAGAUAUAGUCCAGAUCCCAAACAAAAAGGCAAAACUUGACCUUCAUACCUCAUAGAGACCUUAAUAUGGUUUUUCAUGUUUUCAGCAAUAGAGAUAACAACAACACUUGUGACACUUGGAGUUCUGAGACAAGUAAACCGACACAAGAUGGAGCCGCCUGGGCCCCCCACGGACCAUGCCUCAAAUGUAGCAGAAGACAUUGGGCAAGAGAGUGCCCCAUCCUGGCAUUCUUUGAGACCUUACCCCAGGGCUACUGGACUGUCCUAGCCACCAGAGAGUGGGCAACCUCAACAAUGAUCAAAGUUGCUAGACUGCCAUUCUGGUUUCGCAUCACUCAGGCUAAGUGAUACCCUUCCAGCCCUAGAUCUAACCAUCCUGUUGCCUACUCAUCUCUGCCUUACCAAGGCCCCAAAGCCACGACUCUCAGGCUGUCGUGUUUUGUUAUCCAAUUUGAUUUCUAAUUUCUUAUCCUUUUUUUUUUUUUUUGUCUUUUUCGUUUUUUUAUCGGUACCAGGGAUCGAACUCACGACUGCCUGUUUGCAAGGCAGGCGCUUAUGCAGCUGAGCUAAAUCCCCAGCCCCUCUUAUCCUUUUUUACAACAGGACUCUCAACAAUAUUUCUUAAAGACUCCAAUGUCAUGCAUACCAGAGACAAGCCUUCCCUACCUACCAUCUUAACCUUUACCCUUUUAGAUGGGGAGUAAUCACCUCUCAUAACUUCACUCCUCCUAACCCCACAUUUAUUUUUCAGAAUUCUGCCUUAUCAUAGAAAUGUUUCUACCUCAACAUGGUCCUGAUAAAAUGACAUAUCUAAAUCAAAGGCACCUUUCCUUUUACCUCUCCUGGGUCCUUAAAUAUGACAGUACCAUGCCUCCUCAUAACAUCUUGUCUCUUUGUUUUUCCAGUCUAACAUACGUGCAUUCAUGUGAAGUUGUCUUGGCCAAAACACCUGGCACCAGCUUCUACCUGGGCAUCAACCAUCAUCCUGUCUACUCCCCUAGAUCCCAGUACAGCGCCCCUUUACAGCAGGAAACAGUAAAGAGAGAAAUCUUUGCCCCUUUUCAUAAUAAUAAUCAUAAGAUGGAAUACGAAAGAGUUUUGGCCCAGACAAGACAUUGUAGCAGGUAAAGCCUCAGGCAGAACCAAGGAGCUCCAUCUUUCCCUCCCCUAGGAAUUUACCUAUGGCGCCAAAUACCAAUGGGCUACCCGUGCAUCACUAAUGCCCCUCAGGCUCCACCCCCAACCUAGGCUAUAUAUGCCUCCACUCUACAUGUUCCACGGAGAAAUCGCCAACCCCGGGGGAAGAUGCUGCGCCCCAGGGGAUUGGGGGUGUCUCUCCUUGCAUUCUCAAAAUAAAGGUCAUUUAUAUUUCAUACUUCUUAUCUUUUCAGCUGCCGCUGGUCCCCCACAGUUCUAUCAAUCAUCCUCCUGCUUCAGCGUCCCAUAGUAAUGGGAAUGUAGGUGUGCGCUGUUAGCCAGCUUGAAUCUUUUGCAUUUCAUUCUUCUUGGGGGUUUUUGCCUUCUGUGUUGGCCCUGGCAUGCAUAUAACACUCACCCCACAGCACAUGCAAGGCUCCCAGGCAACUGAAGAGCUCUUGGCACCUUGGAGCUCUGAUGAUGAAGAUGUUAGAGCUAGGGAGAGGGGAGAUGGCAGGGGAGAGGGGAGAUGGUUCGUAUUUUGGUUUCAAAAUACGAACAGAAAUAGCCCAGGAUGAAAAGCAUAAAGGAUUAUGUUUCCAUGAACAUGAUAUCCCAGCAAGGUGUCUAAAUCUAUUAAAAGGCCAUAUAAUGUUCAGCAGAUGAACAGACACAUAAAAUGUGGUCUGUUUACUCAGAGGACUAUUAUUCAACCACAAAAAGGAAUACAGGGGUGCUCUACAUCCCCAGCUCUGUUUUUUAUUCUGAGACAGUCUCAAUAAUGGCACUGGCUGUGUGCUCAGGAGCCUCCUGCCUCAGCCUGCCAAAUAGCCAGGAUUACAGGCAUGUGCCACUAUACCCAGCAAAUUGUACAUUUUAAAUGUGAGAACCAUACGAUCUGUUAUAUUUUAAUCAAGUGGUUUAUAAAGGCAUAUUUAUAACCUGGCAUUGUGGGGCAUACCUGUAAUUCCAGUUAUUUGGGAGGCUGAAGCAGCAGGAUCUCUAGUUCAAGCCCAGCCUGAGCAACUUAGUGAGACCCUGUCUCAAGAAAUUAAAAGGACUGGGAUGUGACUCAGCAGCAGUGGCCUCUUAGGUUCCAUCCUCAGUACGACAGUUGUGGGAAGGAGGUGCUCCUGAUGAGGGACGGUAAGGGAUGAGGCCCAGCAUAGGACGGUGACGCCUGGCCCUCAGGGUGGAAAUUGAAAGGAGCUGGGAGUGUGAGUUAGGGUAGAGAGCAGGCCCUUUCCUCCAAGGCUGUCCUUGUUCCCUCUGGAGACCUUGGACCCAAGGCUGUGCAGACCCCUCCUGCCAUCCCCAAAGACCUCGCUGGUGUGCCCCAGCAUUGUCCUGCCUCCCCCCAGCAGUGGGAAGGGCAAGUCAACAUUGCACAGAGAACUAGCUUGUGGUGACAGCAGCACAGCAGCAGACAUGCCUGGGCGGAUACAAUGGAGCAGGGUGUGGUGGUGCAAGAGAGACUGAAGCAAGAGAAUCUCAAGCUUGAGUCGCAGCUGGGCCACUUAGCAAGACCCUGUCUCUAAAGAAGCCAGGGGAGGGCCUCAGGUUUAGCUCAGUGACAUUAGUGACUGCCCGGUAAGCACAAGGUCAUGAGUUUGAUUCCUGGUACAGAAAAAAAAAAAAAAAAAAAAAAGGCAGGGGAUGUACCGUUGUUCAGUGUGAAAGUCCUUAGUUUAAUUCCCUGGGUUGCAAAACAAAUACAUGAAAAUAAAAAAAUAAAAUGGAGCCAGGAGUGGUGAUGCACACCUAUAAUUCCAGCACUUGGGAGGCCGAGGCAGGAGGAUCACUACAAGUUUGAAGCCAUUCUGGGCUAUAAUAGUGAGAACCUGACUCAGGAAAAAAAAAAAGUUGGUCGAUUUUAUGUCUACAUUUGAUUUCAAAAAUAAAAAACAAGUGAAAGCACACUGCCCUGUCUCUGCCUGAGAUGGCCUUCCAAGGCAAGAGGAUGCAAAAAAGAGACCCUCCCACUCCAGUUGGCAGAAGCCCCUCCCUCUCCCCCAAGAGGUGGGGUGCUAACAACUUCACUGUGGGCUUCUGAUUGGCUGGGUUCUAUCAGGCAGCCCCUCCUUCCCUAGGCUGGACAGGGAGAGUGGAUCUCAAUUGAACCCUCCUCUCAGAGGAGGAAAGACGUCCUUCUGGGGAUGCUGGGAGUCACCCCGGAGAGUGAGGCUGGUGGUUUGGGGCUCCUGUGGACCAGCUGGGCAGGGAUGUCGGCACCCAUGGGACUCCUGGGGCCUGUCCUGCUCUGGGCACUGGCAGGAGCGACCUCGGGGAAACUUCCCGAGUCACCAGCAGAACAGGAGGCCUGCAUGACCGCAUGUGCUGGGUCUGCUGGGCCCCAGCUCCCUGUGGGCACCAGAUACAUCUACAACUUCUGCACCAACUCCAGCACCGGCCUGCAGGGGGCGCUGCAGGAGGGGAGUGGCCUUGGCCUCCAAGGCUUGGCCAUCCUUGACGUGCUUGGCCCAUGCCAGGUGGUCUUACGGCUGCAAGACUUCCAGGUGACAUCAAUGCUGGAGUCCCAGGUGGAGGUUCAGAAAGAGUCGCAGAGGUUGAGUGCUACCCUGGGCCGCCACCCACUCCGCUUCGUCCUGCACAUGGGGCGGGUGGUCCGCCUAUGUCCCUGCCUCACUGAGCCGCGCUGGGUGUUGAAUGUGAAGCGUGCCGUGCUGAGCCUGGUACAGAGCCGCAUGGGAAUCCGUAGCCGGGAGACCCUUGAGGAGGUGGACGUGCUGGGCCGGUGUCCCACCACAUACCAGCGCCAAGGGGACCAGCUGCUCAAGACCAAGGACCUGGCACAGUGCUCCCUGCGUUGGGCACACUCCCCUCUGCACUCCCAGCCCCUGCCCGGGGUGCAGCCUGCCCUGGCCUCCCACCUCACCUGCCUGCAGAGCCUGGAGGCUGGCGUGCUGAGGGCGGCCUCCUGUGAGGAGCUGCACACUGUGGGACCCCUCUCUGAGAAGGCAAGCACCGUACAGAUGCAGGUUAUCUCCUCGCUCACGCUACUGCAUAUGGAGCCCCAGGAUCCAGCUGUCACAGAUCCAGAUGAUGAAGAGGAUGAAGAUGUAACCCCAAGCAGCCUGCAGUACGAGUGGGAAGAGACUCCGUCCCAGGCCGCUGCGGCCUCGGCAGCUGAGCUAGUGAGAAGGCUGUGCCUGGCUCAGAUCACAAGCUUUGAGGCCACAGAGCUGUUCCCGACGCUGGUGUCUGAGCUCCAAGGCCUUUCUGUGGAUGAGCUGAUGGGACUCUGGCAACUUUCUUCCUCCAAAAGCCCAGACAACCGGCAGGUGCUGGUGGACGCCCUGCCCUCUUGUGGCACUGAGCCCUGUGUGGGCUUCAUGAAGGAGCUGAUCGCAUCCGGGGAGGUGGAGGCAGAUGAGGCAGAGGCAUGGCUGCAGUCGCUGGCCUUCGUCCUGCAGCCCACGGACGCCAUGGUGAACACGCUGCUGCCACUGCUGCAGUCCCCCAGAGCCAGCCCCAGCGCCUUCCUUGGCCUCUCAGCCCUGGUGCAUAAUCUCUGUGCCUCCCUGGAUGAACCCUGCGGGCAGCUGCCAGGAGUCAGCUCCUUCGUGAGGAUCCUGGGUGAGGCUGUGGGUGCAGACUGCACCUCCCAGGAGCCCUCGGAUGCUGACCAGCUCCGGCUCAUGCUGAAGGCCAUUGGCAAUGCUGGUCUGGCCGCUGCGGCCCUCGCCCCCAUGCUGAGUGCCUGUGCCAUGCUGGGGAGCAGCCCCCUGGAGAUCCGGCUGGGCGCCAUCCAGGCCUUCCGGAGAGUCCCCUGCUCUGCAGACCGGUCCGCACUCUCCCGCCUCUAUGAAUCCCCCGAGGAGGAAGCCGAGAUUCGCAUCCACGCCUACCUGGCCCUGAUGCGGUGCCCGGGGGAGGAGGUGUUGGCCGUGGUGCGGCGGACGCAGGCGGGCGAGCAGUCCACUCAGGUGGGUUCCUUUGUGUGGAGUCACCUCCUGCAGCUGCUGGAGACGGCGGACCCCCUGAAACGCAGCCUCCGGGACUCCCUCCCCGAGGAGGUCCUCAGCCGGGAGUUCCGCCCCGAGGCCUGGAAACACUCCACCUACUCUGAGGUCACCUUCCGCUCAGCGUCCGGCAGCCUGGGAGCCACCCUGGAGAGGACCCUGCUCUUCUCUCCCGCCUCCUUCCUUCCCCGAUCCGCCACAGUGAACCUGACCGUGCAUGCCUUGGGCCGGGCCUUCAGCCUCCUGGAGCUGGGGCUUCGACUGGAGCACGCAGAGGAAAUUGUGGACAGGCUAUUCUUUGGUCCAAAGUCACACUGGGGACAGGAAGAGAAGAGAAAGGCCCAGCCAGACAAGCCUCGAAGCCCAGAGCCAGGGCCAGCCAUCCCUGAGUGUCCAGGAGAAAGAUCCAGAAAGAUGAGAGACCUGCAACAAAAGGUGGCCCGGAGGCGUGAGGCACGGCGGGGGCUGCGCUGUGAGCUCAGCAUGAAGGUGUUUGGGCACGAGCUGAGCUUUGUGGACUGCAGCGCACUGGAGGACCAUGUGGGGCACUGGCCCCUGAACCUGGCCGAGCUCGCUGGCAGGCUCCUCAAGGGACAGGAGAUGCGGGUGACCCGGAGGCUGAGCCUGGUGGCCGGGGAGCUCAUCUUUCCCACCAUGUCGGGUCUCCCUGCCCGACUGACCUUCAACACCUCUGCUGCCCUCAGUCUCCGGGUGCGAGGAUCCACCGACUUCCAGCAGCACUGGAACUUCUCUGUGACCAGCUCCAUCAGGCCCAGUGUCCUGCUCCGGGUCUCAGCCCAGAUGGGCACAGGAGGUGCCCUGGGGCAGGCUGGGCUGCAGUGGGUGACCAGCGUGCAUGCUGCUGCCGGCCUGGAUGGUGGGAUCGAGGUGAGGAGGGGUCAAAACCUCAAGGUGCAUCUGAACGUGCCCAAGGAAGAGGAGCUGGAGCUGCUGGGGUUCAGCUCCGAGGUGUAUCUCGUCACCAGCAAUGGCACAAGGAGCCUCAGUCACAGACACAACCCCUCCAAGGCCAGAUUCUGCACAAGCAGGGAAGUGUCCCAGGCCUGUGGCUGGCGGCUAUGUGUGGCAGUCGCCUGGCCAGGCCCUGGCCUGCCCUUGCUGCUCCCUGGGCCUGUGUCUGCAGCUGUGACGCUGAGGAAGCAGGACCCCGGGCUUCGGCAGUACCUGCUGGAAGUGGCCUACUCCCUCCACACUCAGAAGGACAGCUGGUUCCCCAAGGAAGCCACUGCCCGCCUCUUCAUGGGCACACCCCAGUCGGAGGUGCCCCGGGACGUGGCUGUGGACGUGAGCUACAGCCUGCUGCGGGGGAGGUGCCGCCUCAAGCUGCUCCAUCCCAGGAGGAAAAUGGAGCUGGAUGGCAAGAUAGAGGCUCUGGGGAGCAGCCGUGCGGGGCACCUGGAGCUGGUGGUGGAUGACAGAGACGUGUACUACAUCAAGGGCAGGAGUGACCUGUGGCCAGCAGUGGGUCAUGAGGCCCAGCAGCUCGAGGCCCAGCUGGAGGUGAAGCUGGUGACAGCAGGAAACCCUGUGGUCCUCAUGGGGAACCUCACGUGGCAGGGGGACAGCAAGCUGGCCUUCUCAGCAUCUCUGCGUCAGGCUCUGAGUGACCCGGCCUAUGUGACAGGGCAGCUGGAGAAGAAGGUGGAGGCCGGGCUGCGGGUGGCUGUCUUGGGUGCUGAGCUCCUGCUGCCAGGACUGGUGGCAUUGCGUGUUCUGGGCCUGCUACAGCAGCAGGGUCACCACUGGAGCAGCUCACUUCGGAUCAAGUACAGCCUGCUGGGUCUGGGGAAGCAGCCAGCACACGAGUGUGGCACCAGCCAGAAGCUGCGGGCCGGGAGUGGCACAGAGGGCGACCGCGAGUUUGAGCUGGACCACGAGUUCCACUGCACCCAGGUCCCCACCUUCAGCCACAAGGUCCGGCUCCAACACCAGGAGAGCCGGGGUGGGCUGCGCUCGGAGCUGGAGGUGAGCUACGGGAGGCGGUGGAGGGAGAGCGGCAACCAGAAGCGCGUGCACAUCGGCCAGACCUUCCGCAAGCACUGGGGGCCUGCGCUCAGCAGCUCCUUCCUGGAGUUUGUGCUGCAGGUACCCGAGAAGCAGGUGGAUUGCCGUGCACAGCUGCACAGCUCGAGCCUGAGCUGGCCGCACAGGGAGGGCAGCACCCACCUGAAGGUGCAGCGCAGCGGGUGGCCGCCCCUUGUGGCUGGUCUGCGGUGGAAGGACACAUCCCAGGCCACCCUGUGGAGAUGGGAAGGAGCCGUGAACCUGGACAGUCCGUGGCUGACAGUCUCUGAGUCUCACAGAUUGUCCUGGCCCCACUCAGCCAAUUUCCAUGCUGUCCUGGAGCUGACCCUGAGCAAGGCGUGGACUCUCAGGGACCUGGCAGUCAGCGUGGUGUGCAGGAGCCAGGGCCUCCACAGGGAGGGCACGAUCCAGGUGUACACCAGGACCACCACCUACCUUCGGGUUUCCAUGCUGAUAACCAUGGCCCCAAGCCUCUUCCACAGCUGGGUGGAAAUAGAGUCGAUUUGGAGCACCGCGGUACAGAGCGAGGUCCACACUGAGAACAGCCAGAACCAAACGAUUCUUCACUGCUGGCUGAAGGGCGCCCGGCGGGAGCUGAACCUCACAGCAGCCUACAGGCACACAGAGCGGCCCUGGAAGACCCAAGCAUCACUGGCCGCCCUGAGCACCAGCACCGGGGGCUCACUGCAUGGCCUACAGCUGGAGGGUGGGCUGGAGGAGCAGCGACACAGCAGGACACUGUUUCAGAAGCGAGGCUCCCUGUUCCUCAGGCACCCCUGGCACCUGCCUGUCCCGCAGAGCCUCCUGCUGGAGGGGACCUUCACCACAGACAGGCGACACCAGCGUCACUCUCUGGAGACAAGGCUGGUCCUGAAUGGUCAGGAGGAAGCAGUGCAAACUGUGGUCCUGGGCUGCCAGGCCAGGCACCCCUAUGUCUGUGCAGGCCUGACCCACCCCUUCGAUGACAUGGCUGUACCUAGGAGCUUGGAGGGAUGCCUGGUCGCAGGGAAUCAGCACCACGCUAGGAAGAGAGAGGUCGAGGCCACUUUGAAAGUCAACCAGGAAGUCAUGCUGCACCUAAAGGGUUUGCACCACGACAGAUCACGGCACAGAGAAGUUCGGCAUAGUGUAGCCCUGGACAUGGCCCAUUCCUCACAGCUGAGAUUCCCCCAUGUCCUGAGCGUGGGUGGGGACGUUGUCUUCAGAUGGAGUCACCAAGGAGGAGCCUUUGACUUUGGUGUGGAUGCUCGAGCUGCUGUCAACCACAAUGCCACAUUCCAGGUGCAGGUGGCCGCUGGGCACUACAAGCAGCGCAGUGUCAAUGGCUCCCUGCAUGUGCAUGCGUCUGGCCAGGAGCUGGUUCUGCUGGAGAUUCGCACCCACCGGGACUCCCGGAGAAGCAGCCAGGGUGGAGCUGUGAGUGCCGUCCUCCGCCAGGCUGUUCUUGGGGCCCCCCGUGUUGCUCAGCUGCAGCUCUCCAGCAAGGUCACUGCGGCAAGGCUCUGGCUGUUUUCCAAGGUGCUGCUGGACCAGAGCACAGCCCAGCUCGCCCUCAGGGUGUCGGAGGCACGCAGGAGUGGCCGGGUCCUGAGCCUGUGGAGCCAGGCCCAGCACUCAGGCACUGUCUGGGCUGCGCUGCCCCGCCUGCUGCGCCUCAGGGUGGCGCUGACCUGGAAGGAGAUGCUCCGAGAGGGCACCAUCCAGGUCACUGCUGACUCAGCUGAGCUGAACUUCCUCCUCCGGGACAAGCAUGAGAUAGCAGGGAACAGUACCAGCAUGUACAAGAUCACCUGUGUCCUCUCCCAGAACCACACCCAGGACUUGCCAGAGGAGCUCCGGCUGAGGGGUUGGGUGCGGGCCCAGCCCAGGAGCCUCAGGGGCUGGACCAGCAUCCAGGCCGAUGCUGCCAGCCUGGCUGUGGGCGGGGCCUGCACUUGGGGCCCUGGGCGUGGCCAGUUUGCAGGCAGCCUAAACCACAACAUCAGCAUGCUGAGUGAUGUAGGACUCCCCUCAGAGGCAGGGCUACACUUGCUGCUAGCCCAGGUGAAUUCCAACUGCUCUGCCCACCUGGCCCUGUGGAGCUCAAGGGGUCAGCUGGACACCGCUCUUGGCCUGCGGGGGCCAAGCCCCAGCUCUCCUGGCCACCAGCUCCACACCAGCCUCAGCCACACAUUGCCAGGCCUUAGGCACCAGGGCCUGCCCCUCUUCAUGGAUGGCCAUGAACAUUUCCAGAUCACCUGCCUCGGAGAUGCCACGCCUACCCAGCUAUCAGGACAGUGCUGGGGAGACAGCCCAGGGCGGCCUCUUGAGGUCUCUGUGGAUGUCCGCAGCAGUGGCUCUGGCUUGGAGCGUUCGGGACAUGUCUGGACAGGCCCUGCAUUCCUCAACUAUUCUCUGAGCUACUGGUACCACGAUGGGAACUUGGUGCUGUCCGGAUGGGGCCAACAUGACAGUGACACCCUGCUGCAGGCUGGAAUCCCUGGCGAGGCUCACCUUGACGCCGAGCUGCAAAUGCAGGAGGCCCAGAUGCGAGCCCAUGUGGCCCUCCAUGAUGGGGACGGGAGCACAAGCAUGAACGUGACAGUCCUGGUGGCCCAGCAGCUGGACAGCACGCAGGAGCUGGUGGUGAUGGCCAGCCACACCAUGCCAGCUCUCCAGAGGCUGGGCCUGCCCUUCCUCAGCCAGCUCACAGCCCGAGGACACUGGGCUCUGGAAGAGCUGAGCUACUCUCUGCAGCUGACCUGUGAUUUGCAAGACCGCCUGCUUCUCCACAUCUUUGGCCAGAACCAGGAGGACAGCAAAGAGCUGCGGGUCUGGGGCCGGCAUCACCUCCCGUCCCUCCUGGGCCACUGUCCCAGCACGGUGUCUGCCACUGCCAAGUUGCAGUCCUCUAAGGGUGAGGCCCAGGGCACCUUUGACUUGGGAGUAGGAGACCAUCACUUCCACAUCAGCAGCAGCCUGUGGGCCUCUAAGGCUGGUCUCACUGCCACCACCAAGCUGGAGCAGACCUUCCCCCAGUUCCACACCCUGCCCAGGGAGCUGGUCCUGCAGACCGUGUACAGGCGAGCCCAGGGGAACCGGCUUCUGGUCCAGACCAUGCUGUGGGAUGGCCAGGAGGUGGCUUUCAAUGGGAGCUUCUCUGGGCCAGUCCCCAAGCUCACCAAGAACCUCCGCCUGCAGGUGGCCCUCUCCCAGCAGCUGCUGCUCUCCCUGCCGCAGCACUGCAGCCUCCUCCUGACCGCGGAGCACGAGGGAGGAAGCCACCAGCACGAGCUGGCCGUGAGCUGGGACGGCAGCGACCAGGUGGCAGUCGCCUCCUCUCCGCAGCUGGGGAAAGGCCAGCUGGCCGCCCAGCAGGCCCUGGCUCACCCCUUCCCCCUGUCCUGGAGGCAUGCUGAGGCCAGGGUCCUCGCCAGGAGCAGGGACGGCAGGCAGAGCCGACGGGUGCAGCUGGCCUGGGACAGGGGACAGCCUGUGACCCUGCAGCUCGCCUGGGCCCACAGGUGCUCCAUGCACAGCACAACCUGGGACGGCUGCCUGGCUGCUUCUUUAGGGCAGCUCCGAGGACCCUGGGGCCCGGGCACCCUCCAGGCCUGCGGGGCCUUCGCGCGUACCCCAGCUGUGUUCAGUGAGCAGCUGGAUCUGACCUGGGGCCGACACCGGGUGCAGCAGAAUGUGACGUAUGAGAGGCAUCAGCCACCCCAAUCAGCCAAAGUACGCGUGGAAGCCACACUGGGGCACAUCCUCCCGGCCUCCUGUGGCCAGCAGAGCCUCCGGGGAGAAGUGGACAGGGACUCGACACUCGGGCUGCACCACACCCCCCACCCGGAGCUGUGUGACCUACCCAGGACCCUCUCCGUCUCCGGGGAACAUAGCCUGGGCCCCGGGCAGUUCCUGCUGCAUUCCCGCUGGCAGCUGGGCCUCGCUUCACACUCGGACCCUGGCCUGAACCUCAGCCUGACCCUUCGCAACCGCAGCAGUCCCCUUGCGUCCAGCUUCUCCGGGGAGUUGGAGCUCCGAGGCCCCACAGCCCAGUGGGUUGGCCUGCAAGGCCGACUUUCUACCUCGGCUUCCCAAACCCUGGCCCAGCUGGAGGGAAGCAUGGACAAACCGGGUGAGAAGGUGAGGCUGUCUGUGUCUCAGGUCCCCAGCUGUCUCCAGGCCACCGUGGCCCACGAGGAGGGAAGCAGAGCAGAGAGCGUGGUACUGCAGGCGUGUGCCCACAGGCAGACAGCUGAGGUGGAGGCUCUGCUGCAGGAUGGGGAGCAGCCUGCCCAGUCCCUGGGACGCCUGGCCCUGCAGGCUGCCAACCAGAGCCUCCGCCUGGAGGGGCAUGGCUGCCCAGGGACCCUGCUGGACCUCGUGGAGUCCAGGAUCGCAGCGGUUGGGUCCCAGGUGCAAGCCCAGCUGGAAAAGAAGCUCCAAAGCAUGGGCGACUAUGCAAGCAGGUUCCAGCAGCUGGUGCAGCCGGUGGGUACCCUGGACAGCACAGCAGGCUUCCUACUGCGACUGUCCCAGGCAGGGCUGGGGGCCUUGCAGAAGAGCGGCCAGGCAGUGGCCUCCUGGUGGGGCCGGAGCCAGGUCCAGCAGGUGCUGACCCGCCACCUGCUGCUCUACCUGGAGUGGCUGCAGGCGGAGCUGGAGCAGCUGCACCGUGAGCUGGACCGUGAGUGGCCCCUGGCCACUCUGAAGGAUGCCUACUCGGAGGUGACGCUGCGGCCCCUGGAUGAGGUGUGGCAGGAGCAGGCGGAAGAGGCCCUGCAGUGGCUGCAGGCCUGGGUGCCCACGCUGCCGGCCGGUUGGAGGCCGAAGCCCAUUCGGGCAGCCCUGGAGCUGGUCGCCCAUCAGGUGCUGUCUUGGGCCGAAGCCACACUCUCGAGGGCACUGAGGCGGCUCUGCAGACCCCUACUGCACAUGUACCACUUCUCAGCCAGGAACUGCUCAGUGCUGGUGAUGUUGCCACUGCUGCCUGCAACACACGAGCCCCUGGACAUGGUCUGGGUAACCAGCUACCUGGUGGAGGAGAAGCUGCUGCAGCCUCUCCAAGAGCUAUACAGGGCCAGUGUGCUGGCCGAGUGGUACGGGCUCCACCACCGCCUGCUGGGGAGCCCCUUGGAUUACCAUGCUGUGGUGGCCAGGGCCCGGCACGUGGUGACCUUCGAUGGCAGGGUGUGGGACCUCAGUGCCCACUGUAACAGCAUCCUGCUGGCCAAGGACUUUGCUCACAACAUGUUUUCUCUGAGGCUGAGCUGGCUGGGCUCAGGGCUCAGGGUUCUGCAUGUGGCGGUGAACCACACAACCCUCGUCCUCUAUCCCAGUCUGCAGGCCUACAGGCUGUAUGACCUCUCCCUGGAUGGGGACAGCUGUCUGGACUCUGGCUUACUCCCUACCAAGAUGAGGAGGGACGUGCCCAGGAUCGAGCUGACCAGUGAGGAUGGCGUCUCUGUCUCCUGUGAUGUGCGAGCUGGCCUCUGUGGCCUGACCCUGGGCCUCUGGCACCAUGGUAUCUCUGCUGGCCUGUUGGGCACCAACAACAACGAGGCAGGUGACGAAAUGAUGUUGCCAGAUGGCACUCUGGCCCACAGCCUGGAGGAGCUGGCCCACGCCUGGCAGGUGGGUGGGGACUGUAGAGACACGGAGAGGACACAGCAAGCAUGCCCGGGACAGAGCUCCAGCUGCCAGGCCUUCUUCCAGGACACCCAGUCUAGCCUGGGGACCUGCUUCCGGGUGGUGGACCCUGCACCAUUCCUCAGCCUCUGCCUCCAGGACACCUGUGAAAGCCAGGGGCUGUCAGCUGUCUGCAACCUGGCAGCUGCCUACAUACACCUGUGCACUCGGAGUGCUGUGCCCCUGGACCCUCCUGCACAGUGUGCUGCGCAACAAGGUCAAGAUUCUUGGCUGGGACAGAACAGCUGGCGGGAGAUGCAGGGGACCCCAAGCAGAACUGCAUGCAGUCCCGACACAGGAAAGGAGAGCUGCGGGCUCCGCCUCCCCCUUGCUCCCCACUGGCUUGGAUGAUGCCCACCUUCCCUAGGGGACAGUUGCUCAGGGGACGGACCUCUGCACAGGAGGCCACCCUGUGCCUGCCAAGAUCCCUACCCUCAUUCAACAGCUAUUUCCGCAGCAGAGCCCUGGGCUGGCUGCCCUGGGUAGACACAAAGCGGGGUUCUCCCUGCUUUGGCACUGCUUCCCCUGCCCACUCCAAGGCCCCAUUAACCCUGAGUUCCCUUGAGGGGAACCCAUGGUUUUAGUUAGAGCCUUCCAUCAGAAACCUGGAAGUGAAUGUCUUAGAGGGACUGGCAGAGCCCCUUUUCAAGGGAACUUGGGUUACCUGGGUGUAUUGCAAGUUUUCCACUGUAUUUUCAAGAGUAGACUUUUCUAUGGAGUUUUCUACUGAGAAAUAAAGUUGCAGAAUCCAA